Messenger RNA from Cercospora beticola, 1227 nucleotides. RefSeq names its product DUF2458 domain-containing protein. NCBI's taxonomy places the organism in Eukaryota, Fungi, Ascomycota, Dothideomycetes, Mycosphaerellales, Mycosphaerellaceae. The record is from RefSeq and is a predicted model, not a curated record.
CCUACACUCUUGACAAACAAGAGAUAUCGUCUGCUUCCAGUGCAGUCAAACCGCUGCUAGAGGGUGCUGUUGUGCGCCUCGAAGUGCAGACGUGUACAAAGGCAUCGUGCGCUGCCGGCAUGGCAGAUCAAACCAGUACAACCGCAGUGCCAGAUCUACAGGCCAUUCUUGCCACUCUUGCCCAGUAUUCUGCUCAAAAUGCUGCGGCUGCUCCAGCGACAGGCACGGAUCCUAGCACACCACAGCCUGAAGAUGCGUCGCAGCAGAACCGAGGCGUUACCAGCCUGCCAGCUGAGCGAGAGCAGCCCGCGAAGUCGUUUGACCCACGCCUUCCACGCCCGCAGGGCCGAUCAGCAACUUCGACGCCAAAGCCUAUGAUUGACCCGGCAACAAUCACCGUCUGGCCAGAGGCUCUACGAUGCGUGACCAAAAUCGGAGCGCAAAACCCACAGUUUGCCGUGAGCAUCAAGCGGAUGAUGAAAGAUCAGCGAGCCAACGAGAUGCGUUGGUAUUCCGAGAGACAGAACCUUAAGCAUGUGCACGCCAACCGAGCUGCUGAGACUGCCAAAGCAGAGUCUAUUCUCAAGUCCUUGAACCAGAACUCUUACGAGCCUUUGCCUGAGCUCGAAACGCCAGAGGAGAAGAAGGAACGGGAGCUCGCUGAAUUCGAUCGAAAGAUCUACGCUGCGCAGGAGACCAUGGCGGCCGCUAUGACAGCGGAAUUGAAGAGUCUGGGCGUCCCCUUCUUUGGGGCGAGCGAGUCCUUGAUCGUGCCUGAUGACCGAGACCUGUCGGAGAGCAAGCUGCCAGAUGGUCAUCCCAAGUAUAGUCCGCUUGUGACCAGAAGCGAGUUGAUGGCAUUGCAAGGAAAGAUGGUGGAUCUCCUUGAGGACUUGUAUCGCGAUUAGUGGCGUAUGGCGCACGAUGACUUCCCUUGCAAGGCGAGCUUGUUCAGGCCUUGCCCAUAUGAUCGGUAGCACGUCGAGCGCGCUGUCAGCUGCCAAAAGUGAGUAGGUAGCCGCCCCAGGUGGCAGUAGCAGUCUAAGCAUAUGAAAGUAUGGGCUCUGGUGCUACUCAUUCACCUUACUCCCACGUGCUCAAUGCACACUGGAGGCACAAAAGACGGUCCAAAUCCAUUCGCAACCUGAUCAUCUUGUUCAACAUCCCAAAGCACAACAACUACGGAACAGGUCCACGCAGGACCAGCGCAGCCAACGGGUAUCUGCC